Molecule: messenger RNA, 2193 nt
Organism: Cyprinodon variegatus (sheepshead minnow)
Lineage: Eukaryota; Metazoa; Chordata; Actinopteri; Cyprinodontiformes; Cyprinodontidae
Gene: ptprjb.2
Product: Zic family member 2
Exons: 3
Coding region: 715-2052 (445 amino acids)
Biological process (GO): regulation of transcription by RNA polymerase II; central nervous system development
Cellular component (GO): nucleus
Molecular function (GO): RNA polymerase II cis-regulatory region sequence-specific DNA binding; DNA-binding transcription factor activity, RNA polymerase II-specific
Source: RefSeq, a predicted model, not a curated record
AGCCUGUUCAAAGAAACAGGAAAAAAAAAGAGAGAAAAUCUUCUCCCCUAAAAAGUAGGCGGUAAUCGUUUGCUUGGAAAAAUGGCGUUGAGCUAUUAAGUCGCCAGAGCGCUACCUGCCAUUGGAGGGGCACCUGGGAUUGAUGAGGCGCUGCAGCCAAUCAGACUGCGCGAAAGGAGCGAACGGGCUCCAGUUAAAGGGGGCAGAAGAGGAGGGAGAGCCAGUCCACGGAGAAACAGGGACUCUCCGCCGAUAAAGCGCUCACUCCGAGUCAGAGAAAUAAAUCCGUGCCCAAACUGGACCGCGGUGAUUUUUUUUAUUUUAUUUAUUAUUAUUCUUGAGAUGCUCCAACCGCUCUCUUUGUGCGCGCGCAGAAGACGCCUAGUAAGAUAACUGUUUUAAUCCUAACUGUAUUUUUUUUACUUUUAUUUUCAGUAAAACAUCAAAGGGUCGUAGUCAGGAGAAGAGGACACAAGGAAAUCUUUCAUUUUCGUUUGGAUUUUUCGAUUCCAAGUAAUUAAUGAAUUAUUUUAUUGUUUGUUAGGUUUGUAUCUUUUAGCUAUGAGCGGAGAAGCGCAUUCGAUUUACGCCUGAUGGUGUUUCUAAAGCUGGAAGUUGUAUUGUUGCGUGCCAACAUUUGAUCUUUUUUUCUUUUUUUUUUUAUUUUGUAAUUUUUAAAAGAAGUCUGUUUUGGUUUUUAAACGCAAAAUAACAAUGUUACUGGAUGCUGGCCACCAGUUCCCGGGACUGGGAGUGGGUUCGUUUGCCAGGCAUCACUCAGCGAGCGACAUGCAGGACAGAGACUUGAGUUUGGCGCAGAACAGCUUUGUAGACUCCGCACACAUGGGUGCGUUCAAGCUCAACCACGAUCUCUCUCCGGGACAGAGCUCUGCCUUCACCACGCAGGCACCGGGCUACCCCGCUGCGGCUCUGGGGGCCCACGCCGCUCAUGUCACGUCGUACGCGAGCUCCCCCUUCAACUCUACCAGGGACUUUCUCUUCCGCAGCCGCGGCUUCGGAGAAUCCUCUCCGGCGAGCGGCCAGCACGCUAUUUUUGGCCCCACGGCAGGAUCCCUUCAUCACACCCACACAGACACUCAAAGCCACAUUCUAUUCCCCGGGAUCCACGAUCAGCACGGCUCCCACGGUUCGCCGAAUGUCCUGAACGGCCAGAUGAGGCUCGGACUGCCGGGUGAAGUUUUCGGGCGCUCCGAGCAGUACCACCAGGUCUCCAGCCCGAGGACCGACCCGUACUCCGCCGCGCAGCUCCACAACCAGUACGGCUCCAUGAAUAUGAACAUGGGCAUGAACAUGGCAGCCCACCACCAUCAUCACCCCGGUGCCUUUUUCCGCUACAUGAGGCAGCAGUGCAUCAAGCAGGAGCUCAUCUGCAAGUGGAUCGAUCCGGAGCAGCUGAGCAACCCCAAAAAGUGCUGCAACAAAACUUUCAGCACCAUGCACGAGCUGGUUACGCACGUCUCCGUGGAACACGUCGGCGGGCCGGAGCAGACCAACCACAUCUGCUUCUGGGAGGACUGCGCCCGGGAGAGCAAGCCGUUCAAGGCGAAAUACAAACUGGUGAACCACAUUCGGGUGCACACGGGGGAGAAACCCUUCCCCUGCCCCUUCCCAGGCUGUGGCAAAGUUUUUGCUCGCUCGGAAAACUUGAAGAUCCACAAAAGAACACACACAGGAGAAAAACCUUUCCAGUGCGAGUUUGAGGGUUGUGACAGAAGAUUUGCAAACAGCAGCGACCGAAAGAAACACAUGCACGUCCACACGUCAGACAAGCCAUAUUUGUGCAAAAUGUGUGACAAGUCCUACACACACCCCAGCUCUCUACGAAAACACAUGAAGGUUCACGAAUCCACUCCAUCUGCAUCAGAUUCAUCACCAGCUGCAAGUUCUGGCUAUGAAUCGUCCACUCCCCCGGGCCUGGUGUCCCCCACCACCGAGACCCAAAGCAACACAACCCUGUCCCCAGCCUCAGCUGUGCACAACACCACCAGCCACAGUGGCCUGUCCUCCAAUUUCAGUGAAUGGUAUGUGUAGGACUGAGCUCAAAAAAAUAAAGCCACACACACAUCACUUCCCAGCACUGGGCAUUUCCACAGGAGUUUUCUUAUUUGGACACAAAAACAUUUAUUUUUUAUUUUAAUAUUCACCAGACAGUGUGAUAAUAACCAGCGGAGG